Molecule: messenger RNA, 1020 nt
Organism: Zasmidium cellare ATCC 36951
Lineage: Eukaryota; Fungi; Ascomycota; Dothideomycetes; Mycosphaerellales; Mycosphaerellaceae
Exons: 3
Coding region: 1-1020 (339 amino acids)
Cellular component (GO): cytoplasm
Molecular function (GO): phosphatase activity
Source: RefSeq, a predicted model, not a curated record
AUGAAUAGAGCUAGAUUCAGCCACCCAGACGUUCGAAAGCUUGCGGUUACGACAUCUGCUAUUCUUCUCGCCCUUGUCAUAUCCUGGUUUCUUCUUGGUGGCACUCUAUCGUCCAAUUCACCAGAGAUGGGGAGUACCGAUCCGUCGACGUACAAGGCGAAGUACAAGUAUGAGACUGUGAAGGGCUUCUUUCUCCAAGACGAUCCGAAGACGGAUUGGAAUGGGUUCGAAUACACCAAGCACAACUUCGGCCUGAUCCCCCGUUCCUAUCCCACAGACUCCGAUCCUUCAGCACCGCUUUGGGAGCGCUUCGGCCGGUAUAUCCAACACCUGCAAACUUCGGCACCCGCGGGAACAUCCUACAAAUUACUUUACUUCGGCCGCCACGGCGAGGGCUAUCACAACGUCGCGGAAGCGAAAUACGGAACUAAGGACUGGGACGAUUACUGGUCGAAGCUCGAGGGCGAUGGCGAGCUCUUCUGGUCCGAUGCUCAUUUAACGGACAAGGGCAAGGAGCAGGCUCUGGAAGCUCACGCGUUUAUUGGCGAGCAGCUUGCGUGGGCGAAAAUGCCGGCGUCGCAGAGUUACUAUGUCAGUUCGAUGUACAGGUGUCUUCAGACGGCGAAUCUUACGUUCUCCGGGUUGAAGCUCCCGGAUGAGGCGCCUUUUGAUCCUUUGAUCAAGGAGCUUUUGAGGGAGGUUCUGGGUGAACAUACCUGCGAUCGGAGGAGUACGAAGUCGUAUAUCCACGAGCAUUUUCCGACGUGGAGAAUUGAGGAGGGAUUGACAGAGCAGGAUGAGUUAUGGAAGGCGGAUCAUCGCGAGACGCAUGACGAGCAUGAUGUCAGGACGACGGAGUUCCUUGAUGAUGUCUUCUCACAUAAUCAGAAUGUGUAUGUCUCGUUGACCACGCAUUCUGGUGCCAUUGCGAGUCAUCUCCGGGUCCUGGGCCAUCAGGAGUUUCGUCUGGUCACUGGCGGGAUGAUACCGGUGCUGGUGAAAGCGACGAAGAAAGAAUAG